GGCAGACUAUCAGUAGUAAGACCCACUCUAACGUGGUGGAUAAGGCGCUAACAAUCUCUAGUUCUUAUCAGUGCUUCGAUGGCGAUCCAGAUGAGCCAACCGAUCAAAACGAGGGGGAUGAAAGACAAAGAAAGAGAUCGGGGGACUUUAUGAUCGGAGAAAGGAAAGGCGCGUGGUUGGUGUAUCACUGGGUCGGUGGGGGAACCCGUAGGAAGGGGGACGACCCGACGAAUUCACAUCAGAAAUCGCCAACAUGA
Molecule: messenger RNA, 257 nt
Organism: Dovyalis caffra
Lineage: Eukaryota; Viridiplantae; Streptophyta; Magnoliopsida; Malpighiales; Salicaceae
Source: the annotation of a GenBank genome assembly